Molecule: messenger RNA, 870 nt
Organism: Hibiscus syriacus
Lineage: Eukaryota; Viridiplantae; Streptophyta; Magnoliopsida; Malvales; Malvaceae
Exons: 1
Coding region: 1-870 (289 amino acids)
Molecular function (GO): nucleic acid binding; zinc ion binding
Source: RefSeq, a predicted model, not a curated record
AUGGACAAUAUAUGGAUCAGGCUACCAGGACUACCUUAUAGAUACUACACAAAAGCACUUUUUCGACUAAUUGCUUCAGUAGUCGGACAAGUAAUUAAAGUAGAUUAUAACACUCAGGCGGGGGAAAGAGGUAAGUUUGCAAGAAUUACAGUUUUAGUAGAUCUAAACCAACCACUAAUUCCUUGUAUUGGAAUAGAUGGAUUCACACAAAAAUUAGAAUACGAGAGAUCACAACAGAUUUGCUUCCAUUGUGGGGUUUAUGGGCAUACAAGAGAGCAAUGUGCAGCAUAUCAAGUACAUAUAGAAUCUAAACGCGAGGAAGAGCUUAACGAAAGGAACAAAAACAACCACAACCUUGCAACAACAUCAGAAGAAACACUGUUUGGACCAUGGAUGGUGGUGGAAAAUCGUCGAAGGAAAACAACGACGACACAAAAGACUGAGAAAGACAAUAUGAAACAAAAGGCUGGUAUAGAGGGCUCUCGUUUCACUAUAUUGAGCGAAGAUGAGAAUGGUCACAUGGCUGAAAUAAAAACAGGGACAGAUGAUAAAGAAGAUAAUGAGAACAAAAACAAACCAGUAAAUAGAGAAACAACAAAAAGGAACUCACCAGAUCAUCAAACAAGGGGAACAAAUCUCAACAUGAAUAACAUGGUACCAAAACAAGCAAAGAAAAUGCACGAAUCGGACAGUAUAAAAAACGCAAUAGAAGUAAUCCAAAUGAUAGAAGGACAGAACAUGGAAACAGUGGAACAUAUAACCACAGCAUGGAACGGAAACCACACAGCUAUAACCAUAAAAGAACCAAGCAUGGGGAAAAAAUGCACGAGACUAAAUUCCCAAAAGGAUGAGAAGAAGCUGGAAGGAUAA